This is a messenger RNA of Myripristis murdjan (pinecone soldierfish), 4298 nucleotides long. RefSeq names its product ubiquitin specific peptidase 48 (gene usp48). Gene Ontology annotation, cellular component: cytosol; nucleus. Bases 406 to 3600 code for a protein of 1064 amino acids. The transcript has 27 exons. Gene Ontology annotation, biological process: protein deubiquitination. Gene Ontology annotation, molecular function: protein binding; cysteine-type deubiquitinase activity; cysteine-type endopeptidase activity. The record is from RefSeq and is a predicted model, not a curated record. Lineage: Eukaryota; Metazoa; Chordata; Actinopteri; Holocentriformes; Holocentridae.
UAGUGCUAGCUAAAUGCAAGGAAGGAAAACGGCUUGCUAUGCUAGCAGAGUUUAGCUCGCCGGGUCAAGCUACAUUGCUAGUUAGCUAGCUAGCUAACGGGAGUGAUGGGGUAGUUAUCAGUUAUGGCGUCAACAUGCAAAAGUUAUUUAUCCGCAUUCCUUGUGUUUCAGUGCUUUGUGUGUUGGUAUUUAUUGCUGAAGGUGGAUAAGAUAACCAGGCAAAUAGAAAGCCGGCAUUAGCUAAAGUUAGCUCUAACGUUACAUACGUAUGCAGACCCUGACACACUGGAGUUCAUUCGGCUCCGUUAGCCGGUUAGCCUCGGUGAUAACAGGUCUGCUAGGCCGCAGCAUCCCGACCUUUUCUUGCGCAUCUUCCCAUAUAUUUACACUGUGGUUCUUAGGAUCAUGGCGCCCCGUUUACAGCUGGAGAAAGCGGCUUGGCGCUGGGUGGAAAUGGUGAAACCGGAGGAAAUCCGCCGGGAACACAUUGAGCUAGCAUACCGCGUCAACGUGCCGGCCUGCAAGAGAGGAGCUUGCAGGAGGAAUUGCAAAGGGAACCCCAACUGUCUUGUCGGUAUCGGUGAACAGGCAUGGCUGGGAGAAAUUGAUGAGAAUGCGUUCCACAAUAUCGAUGACCCAAAUUCAGAACGACGAGACAAGAACACUUUUGUUGGCCUGACCAAUUUGGGUGCCACAUGUUACGUCAACACAUUCCUGCAGGUGUGGUUCCACAACCUGGAGCUGCGCAGGAGCCUCUACCUGUGCCAGAACUCCCGAGCACAGGAGCACAAUGUCGACUCCGACUACGAACCUCAGUCCAUCUGUGAGCACCUGCAGUACCUGUUUGCGCUCCUGCAGAACAGCAACAGAAGGUACAUCGACCCGUCAGGGCUGGUCAAAGCUUUGGGGCUGGACACGGGACAGCAGCAGGACGCUCAGGAGUUUUCCAAGCUCUUUCUGUCUCUGCUGGAGGAAACGCUGUCCAAACAGAAGAGCCCGAGCCUGCAGAAUGUCAUCCAGCAGCAGUUCUGUGGACAGUUCUCCUACGUUACUGUCUGUAACCAGUGCGGUCGGGCGUCUCCGCUCCUGUCCCGGUUCUACGAGCUGGAGCUCAACAUCCAGGGCCACAAGAACCUCACCGAGUGCGUCACCGAGUUCCUCAAGGAGGAGAAGCUGGACGGGGACAACCGCUACUUCUGUGAGAGCUGUCAGAGCAAGCAGAGCGCCACCCGCAGGAUAAGACUGCACAGCCUCCCGCCCACCCUCAACCUGCAGCUCAUGCGCUUCGUCUUUGACAGACAAUCGGGACACAAGAAGAAGCUUAACACCUUCAUCAGUUUCCCGGAGCAGCUAGACAUGGGACCUUUCCUGGAUGGAAAACCAGACCAGAAGUGUGUGUAUGAGCUGAGUGCGGUGCUGAUCCACCGCGGCGUCAGCGCCUACUCAGGCCACUACAUCGCCCAUGUGAAGGACGCCUGCACCAGCGACUGGUACAAGUUCAACGACGAGGAGAUCGAGAAGAUGGAGGGCAAGAAGCUGCAGCUGGGCAUCGAGGAGGACAUCGCUGAGACGGUGAAGUCCCAGACGCGAAAGCCCAAGUGCAGUAAAGGCUACCACUGCUCCAGGAACGCCUACAUGUUGGUGUACAAAGUCCAGCAGGAGGAGAGCUCCGACUCCUCCAGGACCAAAGUCGAGGUGCCAGCCUUCUUGCAGAAGCUGGUGGACCGAGACAACCACAAGUUUGAGGAGUGGUGCAGCGAGAUGGCCGACAUGAGGAAACAGAGCGUGGACAAGGGCAAAGCCAAGCACGAGGAGGUGAAGGAGCUCUACGAGCUUUUACCCGCCAAAGACGGCCAGCUCUAUGAGUUCAUCCCCCUCGAGUGGCUGAAAAAGUGGCUGGACGAUUCCAUCGCCACGAAGGAGAUCGACAACUCGCUCUUCCUGUGUUCCCACGGCAAACUGCACCCCGACAAGGUGGGAGAGGCCAAGAGGGUCUCCCUGCGAGCCGCCCAGCUGCUCUACCAGCGCUACGGCGGAGGACCCAGACUGGACGGCUCGUCUCUUUGUAAUGAGUGUGUGGGUCAGCGCUGCAGGGUGCUGCGGCUGAAGAACCAGCUCAACGAGGACUACAGGGAAGUGACCACCCUUCUUAAACGCCCACUCAGCGAUGGGGGCUUCUGGGUGGGCAAGGCGUCUCUGCGCAGCUGGAGGCAGCUGGCUCUGGAGCAGCUGGAGGAGGACGAACACGAAACCAAACACAGCAACGGCCAGACCAACGGACAGGGACCACACACCGCCAGCAGCAAAGAGUUUGGCUCGGAGCUGCCGGAGGGCACCGAGGAGGAGAUGAAGACGUUCAACGAGGACAUCCUCUGCAGUCACGGCGGGUUGAGCAUCCUGGAGGCUGAGAGGAAGUUGGUGUCGUCGGAGGUUUGGACCAAGCUGAGGGUUUAUUUCCCCAAAGCGCCUGAGUUCACCCAAAACCAGGAGCCGUGUCCACAGUGCCUGAUGUUGGAGCAGGAGGAGAAGGACAACGAGGCGAUCAGUAAGAUGAUGGCCUUGGACCAGAAGAACCAGCUGCUCAACCUCUUCCAGGAGAAAAACCGGCCGACGCUCACCAAGUGGCCUCAGAGCACAGACGUACUUUACAUCGUCCCUCUGUUCUUUGUGGACGAGUGGAGGAAAUUCAUCAGGAGGCCGACCAAAUCGUCUCCGGUGUCCAGCGUGGGCAACAGCCUGCUGCUCUGCCCCCACGGCGGCUUCAUGUUCACCUACGACUCCCUGGUCAACGGAGACGCACAACAUAUAGCUCUGCUCUGGCCCAGCGAAUGGGAGGUGAUCAGCAGACUCUUCAUCGUAGACCAACCAAUCUCCAUCCACUGCUCCUGCCAGGCCACGCCCACCGGCUCCACCCCCCAGUACAGCACUCAGCCUGAGCUGUGCUGGGAGUGCCGAGAGGGUUUCAUCUUCCAGCAGCAGAGGGACCUGAGGGAGUACACCCAGGCCACCAUCUACAUCCGCAAAGUCAUCGAAGACAAGACGAUGAUAAAGGAGGCCGGGCCGGAGCCAAACGCCAGCAGCUCGGAGGCAGAGGAGGAGAGGGAAGAGCCCCCGAAGAUGGACGGAGUGAAAGACCCUGACUUCAGCCAGGCAGUUCCAUCACCACAAAGCACCAAGUCAGAAGACGCCGCGAAGCGUCUGAAGCUGAGCGACGGCAGCGCGGCAGCAGGAGCAGCAGGAGCAGCUGGUUCUUUUCCUGCGUCCAGUCUGAUCAAACCAGGAGGGAUCAGGAGGAGCACCCGGCACAGGAAGCUGAGAGGGGAGAAGGCACUGAUCGUCUCCGCCAACCAGACCCUGAAGGAGCUGAAGAUCCAGAUCAUGCACGCCUUCUCAGUGGCUCCGUUUGACCAGAACCUCUCCAUCAACGGAAAAUGUUUGACAGACGACUCGGCCACGCUGGGCAGCCUGGGCGUGAUUCCCGAGAGCAUCAUCUGUCUCAAGGCUGAUGAACCCAUAGCAGAUUAUGCAGCGAUGGAUGACGUGUAUCAGGUGAGAAUGCCUGAAGAAGGAUUUAAAGGCACUGGGCUUCUCAGGCACUGAGGAAAACUUUGCUUUAGUUCUGCUUGAACGGGACGGACGUCGGGCGAAGAUCACACAAGCUUGAAUUUGUCAAGUGUCCAUACACAAAUAAGUGCUUUAAUUUGUUUUUUUAAGUUUUGAGUAGGUUUUCUUUGAUAAAACUGUGACUAUGUUGAAAAUCCGCUGUUUUUCUUUUUCUUGUAAAAUAAAUAAAAGAUUUGCUGGCUUUUGAUAUUUAAACUUCCCAGUACGUUGUCCAGGACUUUGUGCUCGUGCUCCUCGGCCUGACUGCAGGAGGUGUUGGAGGCUCGGCGGCUCGGCCUCGGUCGGCUCGGCCCGUCCUGACUCUGCCCUCCGUUUUAGACUCCUUUUUUUAUAACCACAUUAAAACAUGAAAGACACUUUGUCUUCUCUUCUCCUUUGCGUUCCCGUGACGUCCAAGCUUGUGGUCUCACUGCAGUUUCUUCCGACACAUCAAACAAAUGCACGAGGAAAUAGCAAAUAUCAAGUACUACAAAUGUAACUGCUCUUCAUGUCUGAACAUUUAUUACCUCAGCAACAAACUUGUAGAAAUAUCCUCCAUGUGGCGUUUAGAGGUAGAGAGCUCCACGCUGUGUACAGGCUCAUUUCCAUGACAAGUGACAAACAGUGCAGGCAGUGCUAUGUACUAUUCUUUUCACUCUUAUUUCAUAUGGACAAUAAAGAUAUUUUCAAAUCAC